Messenger RNA from Dicentrarchus labrax (European seabass), 3783 nucleotides. It is a transcript of the gene armc2, whose product is annotated as armadillo repeat containing 2. Gene Ontology annotation, biological process: cilium organization; sperm axoneme assembly. Gene Ontology annotation, molecular function: protein binding. The record is from RefSeq and is a predicted model, not a curated record. Lineage: Eukaryota; Metazoa; Chordata; Actinopteri; Moronidae. The transcript is spliced from 18 exons. The coding region runs from base 311 to 2806 and encodes 831 amino acids.
CCGCGAGACUGCCCUUAAGUGAAGCUCGUGCACGUGGUCUCCCUCUUUGGCCACUUUGCUGCAGGCUGCAAAAACUUCACAGCUUUCAACAAAUUUCAGGUGUCAUGCUUGUUUUGUUGUGUCCUCUGAAGCCGGGUGUGAGAGUUGGAAUGAGGACCGUCCCCGCUGUCACACACACAGAGGAUUUUACCCGGGUUAACGCUGCUUCUCGUCAGUGAGACAUCCUGUAACCACUCGCAUUAUGAAAUCAAACCACUGAAGUAAUUUGCAGACUGUCUUGGCAAAUGUCACAUAGGCCUAAGUGGCCUCUAUGGAGAGAAAACAUGAGAUUUGCAGCCCGUUCGUUCCACGGCGAAGCCCUUUGAGGAAAACGAGUGCAGAAAUUGUCAGUGAAGCCAGACAGUCCCUGCGAGUCCAGUCCACCCAGCGACCAUUUACCCCCAGAGAUGGACACAGGCAACUUUUUGGAAAGAGCUCUGCUCGUGCAGACCGUGACAACAGGCCUCCAUCGACCUUUAGUCUUCAUGCUCAAAAUUUUGAUGCUCCUGACUCCAGGCCAGGUUCAGGGACUCGCCUCUCUCCUCUGGACCACAAGCCAAAGUUUCCAGUCCCCUGCGAGGCUGAGGAUUCAUUCAAGGCCUUUCCCAAACCCCCCACUGACCCACUGGAAGUGAAGAGGGGCUUGGCAAGGACACGGGCACGCCUGCUCAGGGCUGGAUCUCUCACCAUGUUGCCUUCUGUAGAGGGACACACAGAUGUGAAAGAGAGAUUGAAUCUAGGCCCAGGACAAAAGCAGCCGUCAGCUAAACGACUCCCCAGUACAGAUCACACUGUGGUCCCAAGUGGUCCCCACAAAGCUGGCCCACGCAGAACAGCAAGUGAAAGUAGAAUAAUGCAGCCUGGUGAUGACUCAGGUGUUGGACCCACAGAGUGCAGAGUAGGAUGGAGAACAGAGCUGGGGAAUGGAGAAAACACCACAAGCACAGAGGAGGAGGAUGCAGAGUCACUGGUGUGGAAUAAUGCCAUUGCUCCUCUUCUCCAACAACUAGAAAGUGUGGCUGCAGGCAGUUCUGAGGGCUCGGUGGACCGCCUCUGUGAUUUGUGUGACGGUCUCCAUGGCACCUUGGCAGAAGCGGACAUGCUCGGCCGACGCUGUAAGAGGAGGUCAGGGAUACUUCGAACACUGUUCCGCCUCAUCGACCUCAACUCUGCCCAGCUCAACCUGCACAUCGGCAAGCUGUGCCUCGUUCUGUCUGUCAGUGGAAACAACCUGCUCAACAUCUGUAAGCUCAUCUUCCAGAUCAGCCGCAGUGAAAGCAACGACAUCCUCUUCCAGAACAACUCUAUCAUAGACUCGCUUCUGGGAAUUUUGAGCAAUGAGGAUGUGUCUACAUCUGGAGAAGCUCUGUUGUACUGUGUUGGGACUCUGAAAUUUCUCUCUGGAAACAGUGCAAUACUCAGACUCCUGCUGGACAAGAACUGUAUUGGUGUGGCUCAGAAACUUAUCCAGAGGCUCUGCGUGGCAGAAGACACCAACUUCACUAUAGCAGGCCACAUCCUCGUACAGCUGACAGCGACACUGAGGAACCUCGCAGAUCACCCUGACUCCCGUCCACUCUUCAUCUCCUUCUCUAUAGUACAAGAGCUCUGUUUGGUACUGCGGCGUCAUCGCAAAGACCAGGACAUCUGCACCAACAUUUCCAGAAUAUACAGUAAACUCUCCUCUUACUCGGAGUGCCGCCUCGCUCUGGCCCAGACCCCCGACUGCUACCAACUAUUUUUAGAACUGCUGAGCAAACAUCACCAAAAACAGGACCUUGUCGUGCGCCUUCUUUUCACCCUCGGGAACCUCACAGCCAAAAGCGACGAGGCUCGGCAGCAGCUCUUUCAGUGCAAGGGCUGCAUGGACACACUUCUGCAGCUGUACGACAGCUACCAGCUCAGAGACGAGUCGCCGCACACACCCUCGCGGAAAGGGCCCCCUUCCUCCAGCAAGCCUCUUGCACCACCAGUGAGUGUGCAGGAACAUGAGGAUGUGCUGGUGAAGCUGGUCAGGGUCCUGGCAAACAUGUGCAUCCACCCGGCCGUAGGUCCAGCUCUGGCAACCAACACAACCUGCAUUCAGCUGCUGAUGGAGACACUCGAGCUGAGGUCUGUGCAGGGAAGCGAGGAGCUGUUGGUGAAUGUGGCUGCCACCAUCAACAACCUGUCCUUCUACCAGGAAGAAAGCUCUGUGCUCAGACACAGUCAACUCGCCAUCGCAAAGUUGAUGUUGAAGUUGGUACUCAGCUCCAGUAUGGACGCCAUGCUUGAGGCCACCCGUGUAUUUGGAAAUUUGUCACAGUCCAAGGACGUACGGGACUUUAUUAUGCAAAACAAAGUGCACCAGUUUGUAGUGACGCUGCUCGACUCAAAAAGCACCGAGAUGUGUUUUUCAGCCUGCGGGGUCCUCACCAACCUGGCUCUGGACCCUCCAAACAGGGUCAGUCUCUCACUAGAGGGGGCUGCUGCCAAGCUUGUGGACUGUCUGAAAGACUUUGGACCAGGUGAUUGGCAGCUGGCGGGCCAGGUUUGUCAGGCGCUGUGGAACAUGAUCGCCGGUGGCUCAGAGAAGCUGCUGGACACACAGGAGAGAGAGUCACUGCUGGAGAUCCUUGUUGCAUACUUAGAUGAAGAAGAGGCUCUUAAAUGGAUAGAAGAUGAAGAUAUGAGGGACUUCCACAGGGCCUGCUGGGAGUUAGAGUUCUUACCUGUAGCUCAAAAACUGAUGAAGACGCUCCAGCCUCCGGGCCGGACGGCCUCGUGAACUGGAACUUAAAUACUUAGUCCAGAGACUACAUCAUAUCUAUUAAUCACUUACCUCCACUGGGUUUUUAAGGUGGCUGUAAAGGUUUGUAGUUUUCUUUUUCAUGGAGGGAGUAGGUGAGGUCGGCUUGAAUUUAUGUCAGUUUGUUGUUUUUUUAAGGCCUUUAAAACGUCUCUUCACUGUACUGCCCGUCCGUAGGCUCAGAUAUAGAUGGGCAGCAGCCAUUGUGACAUGAAAUAGUAGGGCAAACACAUAUAUUACCAAUGAUAAUCAUUAAGGCUUUGUUACGUUCAGCUCAAACAGUGUCAGGGUGCUGCUGUUGGCUCACUGGAAAGGCUCUGCUACACUAAUUGGAAUGGAGCCUUAAUUAGCGUGGCUGCUGUGAAAAAGGUCAAUUGAUUGGAGGAUUCAAUCUAAGGAUCUUUUAGAUCCUUAGAUUUAAGGCCUGCAAAUGGUCAGUGUGUCAUAUUCAAACCAAAAGAUUUUAGGUGGCUGAUGAAGGUAAUUAUGCAAAAUAUAAGAAGCACUGAAUCUACGUAAAACAAUACGUGUGAAUGUGAAAAUGAAAAGAAAAAAAAUCUCUGUUCUGUGGACAAAUAUUUGCAUUUACAUUUGUAUUUCAUUUUCAUUUAUUUAUUUUCUGGUCACUCCUCGCAUUAUCAAUACGAACAGCUACAUGUUUUUUUAUUGUUUAAAUUUUUAACUUUUUUCACUUUUUAUGCACUUUAAUUCCCAUAAAACUUGCAGUAGCCUUAAUUUAUGGGUAUCUUCACGUGUACAGGGAUAAUUUAAUGCAAGCUCUUUGCACAUUUGAUCUGUUUUGCUAGUACACCGAGUUGUAAAGGUUGUUUUAUGAUAAUGUUGUCUUGAAAACACUCACCUGGAAGUUACCUCAUAAGGAAAUCUUUUACUGUCUGUGGAUUGUGUGGCAUUGGAACUUGUACAUAAUAAAGCAGAAGAGAGUGGAAAAAAAAACA